Molecule: messenger RNA, 775 nt
Organism: Linum trigynum
Lineage: Eukaryota; Viridiplantae; Streptophyta; Magnoliopsida; Malpighiales; Linaceae
Source: the annotation of a GenBank genome assembly
GCACUGCAUCCUAGGUACAGACAACCUCCCGAGGAUCUUGCUGAUGUACUUCUCAAACACAAUGUCUUCCAUAACCAGCUACUUCCCCACACUGCUAUGCAACUCUCCUCAAUUCAACAGGACGGUCAUAAACCAGGACUUGCAGUACAAAAUCCUGGAUCAGUCCUUCAGGCAGGAGCCCCGUGCCCUAAACUCCACCGACUUUGAUGCCAUGAUCAAGAGUGGAGCUGUAUUCGCCACCGAGUUCCAGCCUGACGAUCCGGUGCUUGACCGGAUCGACAGUGACGUCCUUGGGAGAAGCGCUAGGGAAAUUGUGCCUGGUGGUUGGUGCUUAGGAGACCCUGCGAACGGUACAUGUUCGGUUUGGGGGGAUGCCAAUGUUCUGAGACCUGGCAAAGGAGCGGCGAGGCUCGAGAAGCGUAUUGUUGAAAUGCUGUCAAAUAGACGGUUCCGGUCUCAGCAGUGUAUAUCUGAAUGAUGUGUUUCCCACUGAAUGAUACCCACUUACUACACGUAGAAACAGAGAUCAAGAGCCCAAAAAAGGAGGGGCUGGUCAAGUUUUGUAACUAAUUAUAUCACUCUGAUUAUUUACUACGACUCCCCCCACUUUUUAUAAGAAAGAAUGCCUCAGGUUCAGAGUGUCUGUCCAGAGUCCGGACCACCUGAUUGCUAUUGGAUCAUCUCCCCAUCAUCAAAGUGAACAGCUUUCGUUUCCUGACAUGACAAGGCUCUGAUCACAAUUGGAUCGUACAUAACGCAUUACACAGACGAUUUG